AUGAGUGUAAAGCUACGACACCCGAGGACUGGCAUGUGGCUUGAACGUCAUUCGUCUUUCCAGCAAUGGCUUCGCACCCAAGGGUCCCGACUCUGGUUGAGCGGCAUUCCCGGCGCCGGAAAAACGGUACUCGCAGGCUCAAUUAUUGGCCAUGCUCUUGCGAGAAGCUCAGAUACCGUUGCUGUAGGCUUUUUCUUCUGCGACUACAAGAACGAGACGACGCAGAGCCCUGUCAAUAUUCUUGGGGGCUUGGCGUAUCAAUUGGCGAUACAGAGCGAGAAAGCGUAUUCGAUGCUCGAAGAGUAUUACUUUGAGCUUCAUCCAGACAAGGGACUCCCUCGCUCUCCCAACACAGAAGACCUAGGACGAACCAUCUUGAGGAUGUGUCAAGUCUUUGAACAUACCUACAUAGUGGUUGAUGGCCUGGAUGAAUGCGGAGAUCACGCAGAGGAGGUUGUGGAGGCGCUUUGCGAUAUUGCAGAAAACUCCGACGAAUUAUCGAUGGCGCUGCUUAGUCGUGACGAGGACAACAUCCAACGACACCUCCGAGAUUCCGAGAAGAAGUUUCUCAAUAUACAGAUUGCAGCUCAUACGGACGACAUCACUGAGUUUCUCACGUCGGAAAUUGAACGACGUAUUCGCAGCAGAAAGCUGGUAUUCGAAGAUCACUCUCUAAAAGCAGAGAUUCUAGAAAGCCUUGUGGCCGGUGCACAUGGAAUACCGCUGCAUUACGCGGCCAUCUCAUCUGUUGAUUGUCUCCAUUUCGUCCUCGAGGAGGUGGCUUCUAUCAGCCUGGAAGCCACGGCAGAAAAUGGGUACACUGUUGUUCACUUUGCAGUCUUGGGCGGGGAAACCAGUGCGAUUGAGCUUGUCCACGCUCGAGGUGCAAACAUCAACGCGAGGUCAGUUGAUGGUCAACUAGCCUUGCAUCUUGCUGUUGAUGGAGGCAAUCUUGCGGCAGUCGAAAAGCUUUUAGAACUGGGCAGUGAAAUGACAUCCGACUAUCAUGGAAUGACGCCGCUGCUACUGGCAUAUCAACGCGAGGACCAAAGGAUCAUCAACUGCCUCAGAGACCACGACAAGGGCCAGUGCGACGUAGUUCCAGACGGUAUACGUUCUGCAGCUCUUGCUCAAACAGUGUUUAAAGCUAUACAAGUUGGAAACCUUUCUUCUUGUCAGCAGCUCCUUGCGCCACUGUCAACGGUCGAUAUCGAUUUACCUGGGCACACAUCUGGAGUGUGCACAGCUCUUGGAGUCGCUGUAUGCUUUGGGAGGUUGGAGAUCAUAACUUGGCUUCUAGAACAAGGUGCGAAUGCGGAUUAUCCCUACGGGAACGAUGGUUCUAUCAUUCAAUUGAUGAUGAGUCAACCUCGCUUGAAUACAGGAUUACAAGCGAUGCUCAAGAGGUAUACUGCAACCGGUGGUAGCGUUCUGAACGAGCCAGGAUGUCUAGUAGCCACAGCUGUGAGGGCAAAUAAUGAAGGAGGGUUGAGAAUACUUCUGGAUCAUCUUAAAGCAAAUAGAAAGCUUUACGCAAAGGAAGCUGGUGUAGGCUCGUCGGCAGCUUUGGCAUUAGCCGUCAAUAGAAGAUGGCAGGGCAGGACACCCUUGCAUUGGGCGGCAUCUAUGAAAAAUGUGUCGACCGUUCAGUUGCUAAUCGACAGUGGUGCCGAUCUUGAGGCCACAGACGACAAGGGUUGGACCCCCCUCCUCGUUUCUAUCAAGGCGCCAGCUACAUUUGACCUUUCAGCUGUUGUCCGAGCUCUACUCGAGUCUGGAAGCGAUCUAAAGUAUCGCGAUAACAACGGCGUUACGCCGAUAGCUGAAGCAUGUACACAGGGAAACCCUCGUGUCAUUUCAGCUCUGAUGGAUAGGGGCCCGGAUGUACUUGUCGAAGAUUAUGGAAAGUGCAAUGUAUUACACCGUCUCUUCACACGCGACGAGACUGAUGAAACGAACGUCGCCAGGCCUGCACUAUUCAUUAAACUAACUCGAAUGGGCGUCAACCCACACAAACUUGACAUAUUCGGCUGCUCUGCCCUUCAUCUGAGUAUUUUUCACAAAUCCAUGGUGGCCCUCUUGCUAAAUGGAGACCUCCAGAUUCAGGACGAAAGGCCUAUUCCAUGGUCGACUAUGUUUCUGGGUAGAGAUGCUACCAACGAAGCUGCAGCAUGCUUGACAACAGCCUUUCGAAUGUACCGUCGAAAGCUGUCGACGGAGAAGCUCCGCACACUUCUGAACCUAGAGGCUGGCGGGUUUUGGAACCCCCUGUCUUUUGCUGCAUCUAGAGGGCAAAUUCAAGUCAUGAAAAAUAUACUGUCUCUGGGAAUCCCGAUAGACUUCGAAGGCUGUCCGGAAGGCUCCGCACUGAUGGCGGCUUCCAGCGCAGGAAAUUUGGAAUCCGUCAUCUAUCUCGUUCGCCAUGGAGCGAGCAUCUCCUUCCAAGGCCACAAUGACUUUCGGUCUGCAGUGGAGCUCGCAGCUACCUCGCCGCGUGUCCUUCGCUGGUUGCUUGUUGAUCGGUUCACAGACCAAAAGAAGCUCGACCAAUUUUGCCAUGAGUCGACCUCCCUAUCGAUAGGCUACAAGCCAUGGAGUGGGACCCAGAAAGCCGAGAUGAUCAUAUCAGGACGAUGGGAGAGACAGCCACAUGAGUCUUCUCGGCAAUACUGGGCACGUCUAUCAAGCAUGACAGAAGAGCUCAGAGGCAAGUUCCUUCCUCCUAACAAAGGGAAGACAACGCGGAGACAGUCCAAGCUGGUUCCAAUAGAAUCUGUCAAUAUUGUAAUCGGUGGGUAUUUUGUUCCGUACGAUGCCUCGUUGGGAGAACGCGUAACGAGGAAGAGCAAGUGGUCGGAGCUGAGCUUGGAGGUCCGAGAGUGUCUGGAGCGUUACUGCUUAUGA
This is a messenger RNA of Colletotrichum tamarilloi, 2904 nucleotides long. RefSeq lists its product as uncharacterized. NCBI's taxonomy places the organism in Eukaryota, Fungi, Ascomycota, Sordariomycetes, Glomerellales, Glomerellaceae. Gene Ontology annotation, molecular function: protein binding. The coding region runs from base 1 to 2904 and encodes 967 amino acids. The transcript has 3 exons. The record is from RefSeq and is a predicted model, not a curated record.